CCUGACACCGUCAUUUAAGUUCGUGACUGUAUUAUCCUUUCUUUUAGACAGAGAUAUGGAGAAGUGGGGUAAAUUUCUGGACCCGUUCGAUGACGCGUCCCUUUCGGACGGCUGUGCGGAUUCGGUGAAGUUUGAUGCUCGUUCGAUGACUGCGUUACUUCCAAAUCAAAAAAAUGUCACGGGUGUUCAAGGAAAACUGAAGUCUUUGAAAAUUGCCCUGAUGAGUCUGUAUCUCCUCGUGUUCGUCGUUCUUAUUCCAGUGAUUGGAUUUUUAGCUGCUCAAUUGCAGCGGUUGGAAACGAAGAAUAGCACCAACAGUUCAGUCAGUGAGUUCAACACCUCUGAACGCUUCUUAGGUGGGUCCUCCAGGGAAGAAAACAGCGACGAGGAACGGUUCCGAGAAUUCACCUUAGAGCACGUGAGCGCGUUGGAGGAAGAGACUCGGGAUAUCGUGGAAGCAGAAGCGAAUCUCACGAGCUUGGGGGAGUUUCACGCUCUCAGGGAGAUGAGCGAAAGCAGAUUUCAAGACGUCUUCCUUCAGGUCAGCACCUUGUCUGCCUCAGUCCAAGCCAACGGGAAAGCAGUUGAGGAGAUUAGCACGUCUCUGGUGACGCUCAAUCAGAGUCUUACGGAUCUCAAACUCACCCUAGAGAGCUGGAAUGGCUUGUAUGUGCAGAACGUCAUUGAAUACAAAGAGGAAAUCACCAAACUGAGGGGGCAUGUGUACAAUAUGUCAGCCGAAAUGCAGAUGCUGAGAGAACAACAGGUGAAUCUGGAACAGGAAAUUAAGGGAGAAAUGAGUGUCUUGGACAACAUCACCAGUGACCUGAGAUUAAAGGACUGGGACCACUCGAUGGCCUUGAAAAAUAUUACUCUAAUGCAAGGGCCACCCGGACCCAAGGGCGAGAAAGGCGACAGAGGCUUUCGCGGAGAUAUGGGUGCGGUUGGACUUCCAGGGCAGAAAGGGGAAAAAGGAACUCGUGGCUAUCCUGGAUUUAGAGGAUCCGUUGGCUCGCCUGGGAUUCGAGGACCGCCAGGAAAUCCCGGCUUGAAAGGGGCAAAAGGAGAAAAGGGGGAAAGAGGAUCGGGAAGCGUCUUUCCUGCGGCCUCGACGGUUCGCCUAGCCGGGGGCCGAAGCCCAAACGAGGGGCGAGUGGAGAUUUACUACAAACGCCAAUGGGGCACCGUGUGCGACGACCACUGGGAUGCUGUAGACGGGGCCGUGGUCUGUAAGAGUUUGGGGUACUUGGACGUCGAGAAAGUGCACAUGAACGCUGUUUUUGGACAAGGUACCGGUCCAGUGUGGCUGAGUGAAGUACAGUGUUUGGGGCGAGAAUCUUCUCUUGAAAAGUGUUUAUUCAAAGGGUGGGGCGUGAAAACGUGUAGCCACUCUGAAGAUGCGGGGGUUACUUGUAAGGUGUAAUCUCUUAGAGGACAGUGAUCUCAUUUCCUCUCUCAUCGGAUGGUUCAUAGCUCACUGAAGGUUCAUUUGUUUCACACCCACUUGCGUAUUUGACCCAUGUUUAGCACACACCUUGAAUACUAUCAGAAAAAUCAACUUAUUGUUUACAAAGCAUCUUUACUCCCUAAACGUUUUCUUGUUUGCAUUGCUUUGGGUUACUGUCUGUCCUCCAUCCACAGAUAGGUUCAGAACAGUAACUUUCUUUUGUGCCUUAUCCACCAAAUGUGGGCAUCAGCUUAUACUUGAAAAAGAAAAAGACAGGCUCUUUUUCUGCCCAGAUCAUAGCACAUACUUGAAGCUGGAGGUGAAUUGGUGAGAAAAAGUUUGGUCUGUAGGUCGUGGCUGAGUGGAAAUAAUGCAGGGCUGGGAGGCGGGACACGGAUUUGAGAUUUGAGUAGGCUCUGUCUGCUGAGUGACCUUGGGCGAAUCACUUAACCUUUCUAGACCUCAGUUUCCUCAUCUAUAAAAUGGGGAUAAUUUAGAUUGAGACCCCCUACAGGGGCCUGUGUUUGAUUUCAUAACCUUGCAUUACACAGCUUUUAGCACAUAGUAAGCCCCUAAUAAAUGCCAUAAGGAAGGGGCGGAUUUUAGU
Tachyglossus aculeatus (Australian echidna) is the source of this 2054-nucleotide messenger RNA. RefSeq names its product macrophage scavenger receptor 1 (gene MSR1). The record is from RefSeq and is a predicted model, not a curated record. Gene Ontology annotation, cellular component: membrane. Gene Ontology annotation, biological process: receptor-mediated endocytosis. NCBI's taxonomy places the organism in Eukaryota, Metazoa, Chordata, Mammalia, Monotremata, Tachyglossidae. The transcript is spliced from 9 exons. Gene Ontology annotation, molecular function: scavenger receptor activity. Bases 56 to 1423 code for a protein of 455 amino acids.